UACAGACCGUGGUCCUGCAGGCGUCUCCGUUGCAUAGAAACGAAACCUGUUUGGGACGUAGCGCAUCUACAACCGUCUACUAUUUCUGUAUCUAGAUAAGUGGAGAAAACCUCCCACCUUUUUCUUGUAUGACAGUCAGACAUACUAACCGACAUAAACAGGUGCAGUCAUGGCUAAUUCCGUUAGCGGCUCUAGGAUAUGAGUCGUUGUCCUUCUGUUGCCUGGAGUGAGCCAGAUUUAAAUGCAAACACUGGCGUUUUCUGUACUGUUCUUAUUUUCAGGGAUUUUAUUUAUUUAUUAUCAAAUUAAGCACCGAGAAACCAGUUCAAUAAGGAAUUUAAAAAGAGAGAGCCAAAUCACAAGAUGUUAACGUCAGCUAACCGGUGGCAAGCUAGCUAACGCAGUCGUUUGUAGCAGACCAUUACAAACCCCUGCUGGAGCUUCAUUUAAUUAUUUUCAGUCGUCUAUACAAAAAUUACAAAAGAAGCUGAGAAACAUGGCCGAGGACGUUGGCGACAUUCCUGAAGUGGACCAGAAGAAAUACGAUACAGACGAACAAGUUAAAAUUAUCUGUCUUGGAGACAGUGCAGUUGGCAAAUCUAAGUUGAUGGAGAGAUUUCUUAUGGAUGAAUAUCGUCCCCAGCAGUUGUCAACCUAUGCUUUGACUCUUUACAAACACACAGCAACUGUAGGAAACAAGACGGUUGCGGUUGAUUUCUGGGACACUGCUGGUCAGGAGAGGUUUCAGAGCAUGCAUCCUUCAUACUACCACAAAGCACAUGCAUGUAUCAUGGUUUUUGAUGUUCAAAGGAAGAUCACCUAUAAGAAUUUAGCCAACUGGUACAAGGAACUGAGAGAGUACAGACCAGAAAUACCCUGUUGUGUUGUCGCCAACAAAAUUGACGCCGACAUGAAAGUGACACAGAGAAUCUUCAACUUUGGGAAGAAACAAGGGCUGCCAUUUUACUUUGUCUCUGCAGCCGAUGGGACCAAUGUAGUUAAGAUGUUCAGAGAGAUGAUCAAGAGAGCCGUAGACUACAAGCAGAAUCCCAGUGACUUCAUGGAUGAAGUAAUGCAAGAAUUAGAGAACUUUGAACUGGAGAAGAAAGAGGAGAACUCAGAAGCAGAGGAGGAUGAACUGAAAGCAGAGAGCCCACAGUUGAUUUGAAAAAAUGUUUUUAAAUAAAGCAUCCAAAUCCUCAGGUCAUCUAAUGGUUAUAUCCUGCUAUAAAUCAGUGUCAGAGGUCUCUGAUUCUCCUUCAGUUACACCGUCAACAGACCAUCAAUUGUUCUUCUCUAAUUCUUGCUUUUUAAAUGAUUGGAUUGUAACUCUUGUCCUGGAAGAAGGUGCACAGUAGUUUGGGCAAGUUUUCAGUCACAGUUUUUUUUCUGUGCAGUGACAACAGCAGGGAAAUUAGUGGAGUGGAAUGAUGAGGAUUCAUUCUCAUCAUUCAUACUUUGAACUACAUAUCUACGAUUUAUAUUGUGGAAUGUUUGCUUGAGUAUGUAAAGAAUAACUUUAUGUAAUAAUGUGAAGCAUCAAAGACUGACAGCAAAGAGAAUGUGCAAUUAUAAUCUGUACUCGCUGCUGUUGUCAGUGUUUGUGUAUAGUAUGAUUUUCAGUGCCAGCAGGCAGCUGCAUCUGUUGGCUGCUUUACUUGCAUUAAUUUAAUUAUGUAAAUUCAUUUUUUAGCACCCUAUAAAUGAAAACUUAAUGUACCAUAUAACCAAAUGUUAUCUGACUCUUUUCAUCUUGCUUCAGUACAACACAGUCAGCAUUUUAUGAGAUACAGCUGCCAGUCACACACAAGAAAAUACAUAGGGAGGCAAAAGUUUGGGCACUCCUGAGGGUAUCUGCAUAAGAAGCUUUAAGUAUGAUAAAUUUUCAAAAGGCAUUUGAUUAUAUGUUUGUUUUUUAUAUAUAUAAUAUCCUAACAUUUGUUUUGUAUGAAGCUUUUGUGAUUUAGAAGGUGGUACCUUUUAAAGUCAGUCUUAGGUCUUCAAUAAUUAUAGAAAUAUAUUUAUCCCUCUCUUUCUUUCUUAUAUAGCAACAGAUGCUGCAGAUGGUAUUUGCUUCCAGGAUAUGCAGGGAAUAAUGGAUUAACUGAAUUCAGUUUUCUCCCUGUAAUACUGGCUGCAACACACCUGCUUAACGUCCAUGUUUUAACAUUAGGAUGGGUGACGAUCCAACAUACUUUAUGUCCAACCAUUUUUCCUCUAGAGUUCACAUUUGUUUAGAUCAGGGGGAUCAAACAUACUGUUCAUGGGCCAAAUCCGGCCCGCCAGAGGGUCCAGUCUGGCCCGCAGGAUGAAUUUGGUGAAUGUGAAAAUGACAGCAGACAUUAACUGCAAUUUUGUAAUAAAAGUAACUGCAAUUCCUAA
Melanotaenia boesemani (Boeseman's rainbowfish) is the source of this 2382-nucleotide messenger RNA. It is a transcript of the gene rabl2, whose product is annotated as RAB, member of RAS oncogene family-like 2. Gene Ontology annotation, molecular function: GTPase activity; GTP binding. The coding region runs from base 497 to 1168 and encodes 223 amino acids. Lineage: Eukaryota; Metazoa; Chordata; Actinopteri; Atheriniformes; Melanotaeniidae. The transcript has 8 exons. The record is from RefSeq and is a predicted model, not a curated record. Gene Ontology annotation, cellular component: Golgi apparatus; endosome.